This is a messenger RNA of Rotaria sordida, 1575 nucleotides long. The record is from the annotation of a GenBank genome assembly. Lineage: Eukaryota; Metazoa; Rotifera; Eurotatoria; Philodinida; Philodinidae.
AUGGGUAAUGAACAACAAGGUGGUUCAAGUCAUCAUUUUAUUAUGAAUACUUCAAAUGAUGAAAGGAAACAACAAGAUAGACAAAGUCCUCCAUGGACAAACACUGAACGAGCUCCUAUCAUGAGACAAGUUUCAACAACAACAACAACAACAACGAAAAAACCUGGUUGGCAAAUCGUACGGGAUAUGUCAAUGAAUAUGUUAUCGAGACAAGGAACGAAGUUAAGUUACAAACAGGGUUCGACGACUAAUUUAAUUAGUCAACGUUUUCUAACAAAAAAACAUUCAUUACAUGGAGCAUCGAAUGUUCCAAAACCUGUACAAUUAUAUCAAACACCUCGAAUGCCAACAGAAAAGGAAGCAAUUCAAGUUGCUAUUGCGUAUGAAUUAUUAUGUUCAUCUUGUGGAGGUCCUUGUAUUGGUAAUUAUCUUCGUUGUCGUGUUUGUACUAAAACAUAUCAUUCUCAAUGUCUUUUUGAACGUGGUUAUGUUAAUGAUCAAUCAUUUUAUUUACCACGUCUUGCAAAACAAGAUUGGAGUUGUCCAGAAUGUAGCGAUCUUACUCAAUUACUUCAUCAGGAUGAACUUGAUAAUUUAAUUCAAGCAUUCGAACAAAUUGAUACAAAUAAAGAUGGUUAUAUUAUUUUAGAAGAAUAUCUUUCACUUAAAUCAAAUAAAAUCAAAUCAAAUGAUUUGGAAUUAUUUAUUCAACAUAAUCAUGAUUUAGGAAAAAAAUAUUUUAGUUUAAUGGAUUCAACACAACAAGGUGUUGUUUGUUGGUCGGAUUUUGCUCUUUUUUAUAGUUGUAAAUUAAUUGCUGCUAAAGAUAAAUUUGAAUUAACAAGAAAACUAACUGAAAAAGAAUUGGUUAUGGCAAAAAAUCUUUUUUUUAAAGAUCUACGAAAAACAUUUGAUAAUGAUGGUAAAAUAAUUAUAACAAGAGAUCAUUUAAAACAAGUUCAUCAUGACCUUAUUCUAAUACUCGAAAAAAAAUAUGGUAUCGAAUUUAUUGAUACAAUUUUAGGCUAUGACGAGUCUAUUGAAGACAUGUCUAAAAAACAUUCUGUAAUGAAUUGGGGAGAAUUUCUUUCUGAAAUUGCUCUUCUUAUUUUAUUAAAUCGUUCGAAUGAUAAUAUCAAACGUAAUCAAUCACGUCGUGCAACAAUUCCUCCUCAUCUUUCAAAUGCAUCAGUUGUUUCACGUCCAGAAGUUUCUUCUACCGGAAUAGAUUCACCUAGUCGAGUAACAUUGUCAAGAUUAGAUAGUACUCUAGGAACACCAAUGUUACCAAAUAUAUCAUGUGAUGAAUCAUUUCGAAAACAUGCAAAAAUAUUAGAAAAAUUAAAUAAACAAAAUCAACAAGAAGAAUUAAUAAGAAAAAAAAUGGGCGCAUCGAUGAAUUUUACUAUUGUUGAAAAUCUUGAUGAAGAAGAAAAUAUUAAUUUACCAAAAUUAAAACUUAAUGCUCGAGAUGAUCGAAGAGCAAUUACUGAUCCAUGGACUUCAGUUAAAGAAAUACAACAAUUAAGAAAUAAACCAGUACUUGUUAAAACAACUCGUAUUAAUGUUAUUUAA